CAAUUUGUGUCCUUACCAUGGCCAACAUCAAAAAAAAAAAAAGACACAAUGCUAUAACCUUAACUUAGACUUUUCAGUAUUAGACUGCACAAUCUCCACUUGGCUGCACUUUGCCCUUAAUCUCCUUUUGGACAAAACUGAUCUUCUUACUGUGGUCAACAAAUGACAAACAUAAAAAACCCAUGCUAAAUCUUAUCUUAACUUAGACACUGCAAUAUUAGAACCCCAAUCUCCACUUGGCUGCCUUUUGCCCCUAGUCUCCUCUAGGAUACAACUGACCAUGGUUUUCAACCCAUGACAAAUGUAAACACAUACAUUUUUACACACACACAUUAAGCCCCAGCACGCCCGCAACCCUAGUGAGGAUAAGCGGUAUGGAAAAUGGAAAAACAUUUUACUCCACAAUCUCCCCCCCUUGGCCGCUAAGACCUGUUGUCUCACUGCCCUUAAUCAACUCAAGGAUCAAAUUUGUCUCCGUUGUUGUUGUUGUUGUUGUGUUUUUGCAGUUUUGUAUCAUUUGAGGUUCCCAAAAGUGAAAGUGAGCUGAGUCCACCAUUUGAUCGCCUCUCUCCCCUCGAUAGGAACAGCUCUCACUCUUGACGCAUUUUCAUGUUUUCUUCACGUUUCAUGUUUUUCCAAAUCUUGCCGAUUUGAAUGCGUAAAGUCCCUGCGAUGUUUUCCCACCUCGUUGUAUUUGGCCGUGGGACGCGUGCGCCGUGCUUGGAGCGUCGCAUAAAAGCCCCGUUAAAUCCCUCUUGGCUGUUAUGAGUCUGCCCUGCAAAAAGCCUGCAUGCAUGUGCAUCCUCUCUCUCUCUCUCUCUCUCUCUCUCUCUCUCUCCCCUCCUCUGCAUCCUCCCUCUGUCCUCCUCCAUAUCCACUGUUGCUCCCUCUUGCGCGCACCGUCGCCACCACCAGCAGCAGCGGCAGCAUCAAGCGGCGCUUUUCUGACGCACCAUCCGAAGAUGAGCAUCCCCCCUGCGGGCUGACUCCCUCGACAUCCACCGUCCUCACCCACUUCCUCCUCCUCCUCCUCUUCUUCACCUCCAUUUUCCGGCUUCAGUCGGGGCUUUAUUUUCCUCUUUUGUACGGCGAGGAUUGCGCACGCUUGGCUGGGAAUUUACUUGGAAGCUGAGAGUCAUCUGCUCCCCCCACCCCCUUCCUUGUUCUUUUUUUGGGGAGGGGGUGUAUGUGGUGUCAGUAAUUCCUCCGCACUCUCUGCGCCUUUUUCUUGGGAAUAUUCUGCAGUGUUUUUUCUUCUCUCCCCACUGCGGGGGCUGCUGCGGAUUUUUGGUGCCCUCUCCUCGUCAGUGGGGGCGGGAGGGGGGGGGGGGGGGUGACCGAAGCCAUCCCGGAGUAGCAGCACCCGGAUCGGAAGCGGCGAUGCCCACCUUGUGACUUUCGGGAUUACCCCCUAACCCGCCCCUCACCAGAGCAUGGCUCCGGCCCGGAGGGAGCGCGGCCGCCACGCGGCGCUCCUCCUCCUGGCGGCGGCGACGGCGUGCCGCCUGCUGGCGGGCACCGCGCUGGCCAAGGUGUGCAACGACCGCACCAAGCGCGGCCAGGACAACAGCUGGUUCGCCCGCGACGGCGAGAAUUUGCCCAUCAUGGUGCUCAUGCCCAUGAACGAGUCUGCGCUGAUGAGCAGCAUCAGCCAGGGCAUCGAGCCCGCCGUGCAGCUCGCCAUCCAGCACAUGCGAGAGUCCCGGAAGUACUCCUUCUCGCUCAUCACCGAAAUCUACGACACGGAGUGUGACAACGCCAAGGGCCUGCGGGCCUUCUUCGAUGCCAUCUGCUACGGACCCAAACACCUGAUGAUCUUCGGCGGCGUCUGCCCCUCCGUCACCUCCAUCAUCGCCGAGUCCUUGGGGGGAUGGAACCUGGUGCAGCUGUCCUUCGCGGCAACCACUCCGGUGCUGGCGGACAAGAAAAAGUACCCCAACUUCUUCCGCACGGUCCCCUCAGACAACGCCGUCAACCCGGCCGUGGUCAAGUUCCUCAACUACUACAACUGGAGCCGCGUGGGGACGCUCACGCAAGACGUGCAGAGGUUCUCUGAGGUGAGGAACGACCUCACCAGCGAGCUGGAGAAGGCCGACAUCCAUAUCGCCGACACCGAGAGUUUCUCCAACGACCCCUGCGUCAACGUCAAGAAACUCAAGGACAACGACGUGAGGAUCAUCAUCGGCCAGUUUGACGAGAACCUGGCUUCCAAAGUCUUCUGCUGCGCGUACAACCUGAACAUGUUUGGCAGCAAAUACCAGUGGAUCAUUCCUGGCUGGUACCAGGGCAACUGGUGGGAGCAGGCCAACAGCACCAACUGCACCACCAAGAAGCUGCUGGCCGCCAUGGAGGGCUACAUCAGCGUGGACUUUGAGCCCCUCAGCGCCAGGCAGAUUAAGGGCAUCUCCGGAAGGACCCCGAAGGAGUACGAGCGCGAGUACAGCCGCGAGCUACGUCAGAAGGGCGUGGAACCCAGCAAGUUCCACGGCUUCGCCUACGACGGCAUCUGGGUCAUCGCCAAGACCCUGACCCGCGUCAUGGACCUGCUGCGCGUCAAGCAGCGGCAGAGCGGGCACCGCAACUUCACCGUGGACGACCACGAGGUGGGAAAGAUGGUGCUGGACGUCAUGAACGAAACCAACUUCUUCGGCGUCACGGGCCAAGUCAUGUUCCGCAAUGGUGAGCGGAUGGGCACCAUUAAAUUCAACCAGUUCCAAGAGGGCCAGGAAGUGAAGGUGGGCGAGUACAACGCCAUUGCGGACGUGCUGGACCUCAUCAACAACUCCAUCCGCUUCCAAGGAGUGGAACCGCCCAAAGAUCGGACGUUUGUGCGUCUGCAGCGGCGGCACAUCAACGUCCCGCUUUACAGCAUCCUGUCCACCAUCACCAUCUUGGGCAUGCUCAUGGCCGGGGCGUUCCUCUUUUUCAACAUCAAGAACAGAAACCACAGACUGAUCAAGAUGUCCAGUCCCUACAUGAACAACCUGAUCAUCCUGGGCGGUAUGCUGUCCUACGCCUCCAUCUUCCUCUUCGGACUGGACGGCGGCUUCGUGUCCGACAAGGAGUUUGAGACGCUCUGCACCGUUCGGACGUGGAUCCUGAUCGUCGGCUACACGACGGCGUUCGGUGCUAUGUUUGCCAAGACCUGGAGGGUGCACGCCAUCUUCAAGAAUGUUAAGAUGAAGAAGAAGAUCAUAAAGGACCAGAAAUUGUUGAUCAUCGUCGGCGGGAUGCUGUUGAUCGACUUGUGCAUCCUGAUUUGCUGGCAGAUUGUGGACCCACUGAAGAGGACCGUGGAAGAAUACAGCCUGGAGGCGGACCCUCACGACCGAGAUAUCGCUAUCCGUCCCUUCUUGGAGCACUGCGAGAACACCCACAUGACCAUCUGGCUGGGCAUCGUCUAUGCCUACAAGGGCCUGCUGAUGUUGUUCGGCUGCUUCCUGGCUUGGGAGACCAGGAACGUCAGCAUCCCCGCCCUCAACGACAGCAAAUACAUCGGCAUGAGCGUCUACAACGUCGGCAUCAUGUGCAUCAUCGGCGCCGCCGUCUCCUUCCUGACCCGAGAUCAGCCCAAUGUCCAGUUCUGCAUCGUGGCACUGGUUAUCAUCUUCUGCAGUACCAUCACACUCUGCCUGGUCUUUGUUCCCAAGUUUAUCACCAUGCGGACCAACCCGGACGCCGCCACGCAGAACCGCAGGCUGAAGUUCACGCAGAACCAGAAGAAGGAAGACUCCAAGACCUCCACCUCGGUCACCAGCGUCAACCAGGCCAACACUUCCAGAUUGGACGGCCUUCAGACCGACAACCACCGCCUCCGCAUGAGGAUCACCGAGUUGGACAAGGAGCUGGAGGAGGUGACCAUGCAGCUGCAGGACACUCCGGAGAAGACUCCCUACAUCAAACAGAACCACUACCCGGACGCCAACAACAUCCUCAGCAUACGCAACUUCACCGACGCCAAAGACGCCGACCGGAGCCUGCUGAAGAACCACCUGGAACAGAAGCCUCAGGGCCAGUGGGGCUCCAUGGAUCCUUCCAGAAUAACCAGAGGUCCCCUGGAGGACAUCAACUCUCCCGAACACAUCCAACGCCGUCUGUCGCUGCAGCUUCCCAUCCUGCACCACGCCUACCUGCCGUCCAUAGGCGGCGUGGACGCCAGCUGCGCCAGCCCCACCGACAGCCCCGGAUCCAGCCCGCGCCACAGACACAUGCCGCCCUCCUACCGGGUCAUGGUGUCGGGCUUGUGAGCGCCGCCACGCGAUACACACACACACACACACACACACACACACACACAACUGUCUUUUUGUGUGUUGUCUUUUCUACAGUAAAUUGACUGAUUGCAUCCACACGGAGGAGAUUGACGCUCUUUUGUGCCUCCCCGCGGAACUCGCCGGACGGGCCGUUAGCGAACCCGCUAAACGGCCACGACGGCGGCCGCGGCGUAGCCUUAGGGAUCCGCCGUCUCUUCCCCCCCCCGCAGUCGGUUAUAGUUUGCGACUUUGUAAAUAUCCUCGUUUCGGCACACCGCGGAUGUCGGCGUCCAGAAAGCAACGGUAUGCUAAACGCGCUAACUGUUAGCUUCGCUGUCACGCUAAGGCAGUGGUUCUCAAACUCGAAAAGUCCAAAUUCGGUCAGAAAUUUGAUUCAAGAUGGAAAAUUCGAAGUACGAUUUAAGAAGAACAUCCGUAUUAGGACAAGUAUAAUUUGACAUAUUAUAACAAUUUAGGUGUUAUUGUCAAAAUAGGACACAUUUGUUAUAUGACAAUAAUGUCUAAUUUGUUGUAAUGACAAAUUCAUACUCAUAUUUGGACGUUAUUGUUAUAAUAUGACAAAUUUCUGCUUGUGAUAUUUGGGCAUUAUUGUCGUAAUGUGCCAAAUUUAUAAUCAUUACGUAGCACGUGUUAAAUUCAGAGAAUGUCGUCAUACGGAAAAUUUAUAUUUGCAAUUUACAAAAUCAAGAUUUCUAUCACGUCUACAAAUUACAAGAAUAAAAUGUUUGUAUUACGACACUAACCAAUCGAACGCAAUCUAGAAAUUGGGGGGGGGUCACAUUUAUGGGAAUACAUUUCAAAAUAUUACAACCAAAAAUGUCAUUUUGCAAAAACAAAAGUCGUAAUAUUAUAUGUACAAAUUCAUAAUUUGUCGGAAAAACAAUUGUUACGUGACAAGAAAUAAAGUCCAAACAUUGCAAGUGGAAAUAUUGUACAAAAGUUUGAGAACCUUCAUCUUUACCUCCAAAGAACACGACACCUUCGAGGCUCGUGGGAAUUUCCAGCGUUGUCAUCCGCGACCACAUUGAUGGCCGGAAUGUCCGGAAUGCGUCGCCGAGAAAUUGAAUUUGCGAGCGUCAAAGCACACUCCUCUGGCCUCCCGUUGCUAUGGAGAUGUUUCGGUUUGCUUUGUUAUUUUGGAGCAAAUUUGUUGUUUUUUCACCAUCGGUGUCUUGGUUUUUAGAUUUAUUUUUUUUUGCGUGUGUGUGUGUGUGUAAAAGGCGUCCGCCUGUCGUCUUCUACGCUCACCGUCGUCGUGGUGCAAACACACGCACGCACGCACGCACAUCCAGGACGGCGGGUGUGCGCUCCCCGACUUCUUUGAGCGAGCAGAAACUGUACUCAAGUUCGGACUCGGGAAGGGAAAAGGAACAGGAAGUGGACUUGGGGAACAAGCGGCACCGAGUCGGAAAAAUAACAAUCCCGGAGUGAACGAAAUCCAAGCGGACGUUUUCUAUUCUGUGACAUUCUACGUGAUUGUGUACAAUUUGCAGAGACCUUCAGCACAGGUGUCCGUCGAUGGGAUGUUUGGGGGGUUUUAUGGGGGGGGGGGUUCUUUUUUUAAUUUCUGAUUAACUGUUGGGGUGUUUUUCCUCAAGACGGCAUGGAAGCAAAAUGUAGACUUCACACAGAUGUUAUCUGCUGCUCGUCCUCGUGGCGUUCCCAGUAAACAAACAAACAAAAGCUCUUUUUGGAGUCGUACGAACGGCUGAGCAGACAGAAGCAAACGAUUCAUCCUUAUCACUGCCUUUGUUUUUAUUUAAUUGCCGGCAAGUUUUUGUGAUUUCAUUUUUGUUUUCUUUCAUUCAAACCUGCAUUUGAAUUGGUCUAAAUGUUGAUUUCUUGUAGUCUUUCUGUUUUCAAAUGACAAAGUAUUAUAAGCCACACAAAACAAAAAUACUACAAUAGUUUGUCGUAAUGUGAGAAUAAAGUUCGGUUUCUUGCGAGGGAAAAAACAAAAAGGAAUCUUACAAGGUUUCCAAAUGUAUUCCAUUGAGGCAAAAUCUCAUUUUAAUGAGUUAAGACAUUUUCUUCACUUCCCCGAAUGAAAAAUAGCUUUUUUUUUUUUUUUUUUUUUAAAUGGUUGAAAAUAUGUCAAUUCUUGCAGUAUUCCAACUUUAUAUCUUCAAAGAACGAGACAUCUUGAAUAAGAUGACAAUGAGACAAUUUGAUUAUGAGUGAAUAGAAAAAAUGUACUUCAUAAAAAAAAAAAUUAUUUAAAAAAAAAGACCAUCCAAUCUGACUUUUUUAGUGAAUAUAUUUUUUAGUCAGAAUAUUGAGAUUAAAGUUGAAAUUUUAUAGGGAUGUUCUUUUUUUGUUUGUUUUGAAAACGUUAAUUCCACUUCCCCCUAACUUUGUUCUCAUAAUCACGUUUUUAAACAAACAAAUAAAACAAUACUAUUCUUCACCAUAUCAAGACUUGAAACAUUAAUAUUGAAGGAUUCGAGGAAUAAUAUUUGGACUUGUAUAUAAAAAAAAAAAAAACGAAUAAAGUUUUUUUGGGGGAGGGAGGAGUCCAAAUUUAACGAGUGAUUUUCAAAU
Messenger RNA from Phyllopteryx taeniolatus (common seadragon), 6815 nucleotides. RefSeq names its product gamma-aminobutyric acid (GABA) B receptor, 2 (gene gabbr2). The record is from RefSeq and is a predicted model, not a curated record. The coding region runs from base 1434 to 4247 and encodes 937 amino acids. Gene Ontology annotation, biological process: gamma-aminobutyric acid signaling pathway; G protein-coupled receptor signaling pathway. Gene Ontology annotation, molecular function: G protein-coupled GABA receptor activity. The transcript is spliced from 19 exons. NCBI's taxonomy places the organism in Eukaryota, Metazoa, Chordata, Actinopteri, Syngnathiformes, Syngnathidae. Gene Ontology annotation, cellular component: membrane; G protein-coupled receptor heterodimeric complex.